CCACUAGCUUCGCGUGGAACACACUGGAACACUCUCCUGGAUCCAAACAAAUACCUUCUUUGCUGUCCCGCCUCGAUGGACCUGCCUAUAAUAGAUCUAGACCUCUUUCUCUCCCAAUCUAGGGAUACGGAGGUAGUGGUUGAAGAAUGCAAGAAAGUAGCGAAUGCUCUGAUUGUCCAUGGUGCUCUGCUUCUACGCGACUCGCGUGUAUCGGAGGAGGACAACAUCACCUUUCUCGACCUGUUAGAGGAUUAUUUUGCACAAUCUGAAGACAUUCUCAAGAAGGACGAGAGGCCCGAGCUCAGCUAUCAAGUCGGCGUUACCCUUGAGCUCACGGAAAAACCGAAAUGUGCAGUGGAUACGAGUUGCCUGCGUGUUAUAGAACGAUUAGAGCGCUCACAGAGACCGGUGGAUAUCAGUGCUCAUAAUUCAGAUCCAAAGUGUCGCUUCUUUUGGAAGAUGGGAGUUACGCCGCCGCCGUAUCAGACGCAGUUUCCCUGUCUCAAUGCUCCUAAUGUUGUCCCCCAGGCCGAACAUAUCAAGGAACGCUGGCUGCCAACCAUGGAAAAGUGGGGGAUGUCUAUGAAACGCGCAGUGGAGAACCUAGCUGACAUGGCAUCCAUCGGACUUGGUCUACGUGCAGAGACGUUCCGCGAAGCAGGGAGAUACGGACCACAUAUUCUAGCGCCCACCGCUUCGGAUCUUGUCAAAUACGGAGAGCAAAAUACCAUUCUCGCUGGUUUUCAUACUGAUCUCAACUUUUUGACAAUCCACGGUCGUUCGAGAUAUCCUGGCUUACAUAUAUGGGCUCGGAAUACCGGCAGACGUAUCGCAGUCCAAAUUCCAGAAGGAAACUACUUACUUGUUCAGGCUGGGAAGCAAUUAGAGCACAUCAGUGGUGGUCUAAUCAAGGCGGGUUACCAUGAAGUCGUCGUUAAUGAUAAAACUAUCGCGGUAUGCAUUCUGUUUAACUACUAUAUGUUGUCGAUCACCUUGACACGGGUAUUGGAGGUCAUCGAGCAGCGCAAAAGAGAACACCCCUCACGACCUUUGAUUCGAAUCUCAUCUACUUUCUUCUGGCAUCUCUCUUCUGAUUAUGAUCUGGAGCCCAUUCCUACUUUGGCAGAGCACUCAAGAGCGAUUCGGGCUGCUUACAUCAGUCUGGGGAAGGACAAUGGAGAAGACACAGUUUACGAACCCAUGAAAGUUGGCCAGCAGGUCCAGAAUGAGCUAAAAGAUAUAGCCCUCAUGGCCUGA
This is a messenger RNA of Guyanagaster necrorhizus, 1257 nucleotides long. RefSeq names its product Clavaminate synthase-like protein. The transcript is spliced from 5 exons. The record is from RefSeq and is a predicted model, not a curated record. The coding region runs from base 76 to 1257 and encodes 393 amino acids. NCBI's taxonomy places the organism in Eukaryota, Fungi, Basidiomycota, Agaricomycetes, Agaricales, Physalacriaceae.